AUGUCUCCCGGGGAGGAGGAGAAGGAGGAGGUGGAGGAGGAGGAGGAGGAGGAAGAAGAAGGGAGAGGACGGUAAGGAGGGCGAGAGAGGGCGGGUGCACCUGCUGUCCCGCGCCCCGCUGCAGUGAGUCGCAACCAAACAUUCAGGCUCGGAGAGGAACACCUGACUUUCACGCUGCGGGCUUACCGGAGCGGAACACCCGGCAACGAUGCCCCGUCUGUGCGGCGGAGGCGGCGGAAGCACGGGCACUCUUUUCUCGGCGUGCCUCCUCUCCGUGUGUCAAGCCCUGCGGAGCUGCGGGGAGGUCCAGUGCGCCGAUGGACAACAGUGCUGCCCGCCUAACGUGGCGGGGAACGGGAGCGGCGGCGGCGGCGGCGGCGGAGGAGGAGGCGCCGCGGUUCGCUGCUGCAAGCUCCCGAUCCACAUCUUUUUCGACAACGUGGGGUGGUUCACGCGGAAGUUGUCGGGCAUUCUCAUCCUGUUGCUGCUCUUCGCCAUGGGUUACUUCAUCCAGCGGAUCGUGUGCCCACGACCGCGCCGCCACCCGCACCAGGAACGCGGGGACGAGCCGUCGCUCUUCCACGGCCACGCGUCCGCCUCCCAGGACUCCUUGCUGGACCGCUACCCCGAGUGCAACCCGGUGGACUUCGCCUCGCCCAACCUACCAGCCUACGACGAGGUCAAAUAUUUGCCCACGUACGAAGAGAGCAUGCAGGAGAUGCACCGGGACCGCUCCGACGACAACUUGCUGGCCGAAAACGAGACGAGCGGACCGGGCAGAGGCAGGGCGGCCGGGCUGGGGUCUGGAGAGCACAGACUGGAUGUUCUGGAAAGGUCGGGAGGGCAGCUGCCCAGCCCAAGGACAUCUCGGAACUCAGUCUGACGGAAACCACACCCAGUUUAAGACAAAAUCCCAUUAUUUCACUUUUACUCUCAAGUGCAAUUUUAACACCGAAUGUUGACUUAUAAUAAAUGAGAGACUACAAGGGGUACAGUUGCUUUUUGUAUGCAAAUGAGUACUCGGCAAUAUGUAAAUGAGUCGAUAAAAAUGUUGACAACUAUAGUUUAAAUCAAAGGUAUGAAACUAAUUAUUGUUAAAUGGCUACAUUCACCUCAAUUUUUGAUCUCAAAUGGCCUAUUAAGAUGUAUAGCGAGUAUUAAAAAAAAUUCCCACCCAGAAAAUAUUCGCGCUUAUGGAUAUUAUCCCGUUGUAAGCGUUGCAAAUCAUAAGAGCAAUCUGACAAUUCUUAAGCGAUUUCUACAAAUUCUAAAAACGACUGCAAUUUCAACAGUACUGUAAUCGGUGUUUUCAUUUUCUCAGAUGCAACUUAAUUUUUUUUAAAUUCAAACGUAUAAAAGUAACAAAAAACAAAUAAUGUAAGCAAAGCAUUGGCCUCACAGUACUGAGAACCUGGCCCCGCCUGUGUGGCGUUUGUAUGCUCUCCCCGUGCUUGGGUGGGUUUUCUCCGGGCACUCCGGUUUCCUCCCACAUCCCAAAAACAUGCAACAUUAAUUGGACAUUAAUUGUUUCCUAUAGGUGUGAUUUGUGAGUGUGGCUGUUUGUCGCUAUGUGCCCCGCGAUUGGCUGGCAACCAGUUCAGGUUGUACCUGCCCUUGACAACUGGGAUAGGCUCCAGCAGUCCCUGCGACCCUCGUGAGGAUAUGCUGCUCAGAAAAUUGACAGAUGGAUGGAUGAAAAUGAGCAGGCAGAAGUAAAAUUUAAUUGCGACUGCUAUCUCCACUCCCUUGUAGACCAACAGGUCAAUAUAGGACUAUAAUAAUAACAAUAACAGAACAAAGUAACUCUUUUCAUGUAAUUUAUAAAACAACUUAUCAAAUACUACUACUAAUUAUUUUGAAUUUACAUACAUUUCCACAUGUAUCCGGAUAUGAUGACAACCUAAUUUGACUUACCAUACAAGCUAUAGUGAAUUUUUCAGAAAUGGUGCCGUUAUCUGCACACCUUGUGCAAACCCAGUUCCAGAGUAUUUGGGACAUUAUGUAAAACCAGAAUACACUACAAUGAUUUGCAAAUCAUGUU
This is a messenger RNA of Syngnathoides biaculeatus (alligator pipefish), 2041 nucleotides long. RefSeq lists its product as uncharacterized. The transcript has a single exon. Lineage: Eukaryota; Metazoa; Chordata; Actinopteri; Syngnathiformes; Syngnathidae. The record is from RefSeq and is a predicted model, not a curated record. The coding region runs from base 209 to 883 and encodes 224 amino acids.